Metarhizium brunneum ARSEF 3297 is the source of this 921-nucleotide messenger RNA. RefSeq names its product Required for respiratory growth protein 9 (gene RRG9). Gene Ontology annotation, cellular component: nucleus. The record is from RefSeq and is a predicted model, not a curated record. NCBI's taxonomy places the organism in Eukaryota, Fungi, Ascomycota, Sordariomycetes, Hypocreales, Clavicipitaceae.
AUGAAAUGUCCAUGCCGCGCAGCGCCUUGGAGGAUAUUUUUGCAGAGCUUGGCGCAAGUCCACAACUUUCCGGUCUCGACCAGCACAGCUCGACCGUGGCGUCCUGCGCCGGUGCCCCGGCCUGUUUCGAGUCAACGUCGUGGACUUGCCGCUUCAUCCUACUGGAGACGAGAAACUACUCGGUCGGCCGUUGCAGCGGAAAAUGCGGUUGACAAGAGGGAGAAUGUGACGGGCACGGCGGCUGAGACAAAGCCUCUACGAAAGAACCGAGCAAGGGACAAGAAGACGGAGAAUGAAGCUCCAUCUGCAAAGGAAUUCCAAACACGAACAAUCGAGAAAUCUUCGCCUCCGUCACCGCCACCGAAACGCAGGGCCAACAAAGCCAAGCCUCACGACCAAUCGCCCGACCUGAAUAUUGCCCAGCCGAAGACCCCCGAGUGGCAGAGCCAAAAGGCAGCCCUCAAGGAGAAAUUCCCCCAGGGCUGGAAGCCCCGGAAACGCUUGUCUCCUGAUGCUCUGGCGGGCAUACGGGCACUCAACGCGCAGUUCCCGGAUACUUAUACGACGCGGGCGCUGGCGGACAAGUUUGAGGUGUCGGUGGAGUCGAUUCGGCGGAUUCUCAAGAGCAAGUGGACACCGUCGGUGGCGGAAGAGCAGGAGCGGCAGGAGAGGUGGUUCAGGAGAGGGAUGCAGGUGUGGGAGCGCAAGGCGGCGGUUGGGAUGAAGCCGCCGCGGAAGUGGAGGAGAGAGGGGAUUGUGCGGGAUAGUUGGUGGCAUGAGAGGAGGAAGGAGGCGGCGAGGCGGGAGAGAGAAUGGGAGGAGGAGGAGAAGGAGGCUGAGAGGGCAAGGAGAAAUUACGGUGCGAGGAGUGUUGGUGGUGAGGAUGAGGGUCGGGGCGAAGCCGGCAGUGGGAGGUGGUAG